UUUGUGUUAUAUUAGCAGUGAAUUUGGGUAUAGAGGGAGAAUAUGAGUAAUUCCAUAGGGAAUAACUUGCUGCACCAGGGAUUCCUUACCUCAACAGUGUUGGAACAUAAAAGUAGAAUCAGUUCUGCUUGUGUUGGAGGCAACUCUUUGUUUCAACAGCAAGUGAUCUCCCAAUCGCCUUUAUCAACUGAAUUUCGAGGUAACAGGUUAAAGGUGCAGAAAAGUAAAAUACCUAUGGGAAAGCAGCGUNAUAAAAUACCUAUGGGAAAACAGCGUCCUAUUUCUAGUUCUCCUCAGGCUGUACUAACCACUGAUGCCUCUUCUGAGCUUGCAGAAAAGUUCAGCCUAGAAGGGAAUAUUGAGCUACAGGUUGAUGUUAGGCCUCCCACUUCAGGUGACGUGUCCUUUGUGGAUUUCCAAGUUACAAAUGGCAGUGAUAAAAUGUUUUUGCACUGGGGGGCAGUAAAGUUCGGGAAAGAAACAUGGUCUCUUCCUAACGAUCGUCCAGAUGGAACCAAAGUGUACAAGAACAAAGCACUUAGAACUCCUUUUGUUAAAGCUGGCUCUAACUCCAUCCUGAGACUGGAGAUACGGGACGCUGCUAUAGAAGCUAUAGAGUUUCUCAUAUACGAUGAAGCCCUAGAUAAAUGGAUAAAGAAUAAUGGUGGUAAUUUUCGUGUCAAAUUUUCAAGAAAAGAGACACGAGGCCCUGAUGUUUCAGUUCCUGAGGAGCUUGUGCAGAUCCAAGCAUAUUUGAGGUGGGAGAGGAAGGGAAAACAGAAUUACACCCCUGAGCAAGAAAAGGAGGAAUACGAGGCUUCUCGAACUGAGCUACAGGAGGAAAUAGCUCGUGGUGCUUCCAUACAGGAUAUUCGAGCCAGGCUAACAAAAACUAAUGAUAAAGGUAAAACCAAAGAAGAGCCUCUUCCUGUAACAAAGAGUGAUAUACCCGAUGACCUUGCCCAAAUACAAGCUUACAUUAGGUGGGAGAAAGCAGGAAAGCCGAACUAUCCUCCCGAAAAGCAAAUUGAAGAACUUGAAGAAUCAAGAAGAGAACUGCAACUUGAGCUUGAGAAAGGCAUUACCCUUGAUGAGUUGCGGAAAAAGAUAACAAAAGGGGAGAUAAAAACUAAGGUGGCCAAGCACCUGAAAAGAAGUUAUUCUACCGCUGAAAGAAUCCAAAGAAAGAAGAGAGACUUUGGGCAGCUUAUUAAUAAGUAUCCUUCCAGUCCUGCAGUACAAGUACAAAAGGUCUUGGAAGAACCACCAGCCUUAUCUAAAAUUAAGCUUUAUGCCAAGGAAAAGGAGGAGCAGGUUGAUGAUCCAGUCGUAAAUAAAAAGAUAUUAAAGGUUGAUGAUGGGGAGCUACUGGUACUGGUAGCAAAGUCCUCUGGGAAGAUAAAAGUACAUCUAGCUACAGACGUAAAUCAGCCAAUUACUCUUCACUGGGCAUUAUCCAAAAGUCCUGGAGAGUGGAUGGCACCACCUUCAAUUAUAUUGCCUCCUGGGUCAGUUAUUUUAGACAAGGCUGCUGAAACACCUUUUUCAGCCUGUUCUUCUGAUGGUCUAACUUCUAAGGCACCACCUUCGAAUACGUCACCUGGAUCCAGUAUAUUAGACAAGGGUUUGGAAAUCCCUAUUUCAGCCAGUUCUUCUGAUGUUAUAACUUCUAUGGUCCAAUCUUUGGAUAUAGUAAUUGAAGAUGACGACUUCGUGGGGAUGCCAUUUGUUCUUUUAUCUGGUGGAAGAUGGAUUAAAAACCAAGGGUCGGACUUCUAUGUUGACUUUGGUUCUGCAUCUAAACCAGCUCUCAAGGCUGCUGGGGAUGGCAGUGGAACUGCAAAAUCUUUACUGGAUAAAAUAGCAGAUAUGGAAAGUGAGGCUCAGAAGUCAUUUAUGCACCGGUUUAAUAUUGCAGGUGACUUGAUUGAAGAAGCCACUGGUGCUGGUGAACUUGGUUUUGCUGGAAUUCUUGUGUGGAUGAGAUUCAUGGCUACAAGGCAGCUGAUCUGGAACAAAAACUAUAACGUCAAACCACGUGAAAUAAGUAAAGCUCAGGACAGGCUUACAGACUUGUUGCAGAAUGCUUUCACCAAUCACCCUCAGUACCGUGAAAUUUUGCGGAUGAUUAUGUCAACUGUUGGACGUGGAGGUGAAGGAGACGUAGGACAGCGAAUUAGGGAUGAAAUUUUGGUCAUCCAGAGGAAAAAUGACUGCAAGGGUGGCAUGAUGGAAGAAUGGCAUCAGAAGCUGCAUAACAACACUAGUCCUGAUGAUGUUGUGAUCUGUCAGGCAUUGAUUGACUAUAUCAAGAGUGACUUUGAUAUUGGUGUUUAUUGGAAAACCCUGAAUGACAACGGAAUAAACAAAGAGCGUCUUUUGAGUUAUGACCGUGCUAUCCAUUCUGAACCAAAUUUUAGAAGAGAUCAAAAGGAGGGUCUUUUGCGUGAUUUAGGUCACUAUAUGAGAACACUGAAGGCUGUUCAUUCAGGUGCAGAUCUUGAGUCUGCUAUUGCAAACUGCAUGGGCUACAGAACUGAGGGAGAAGGCUUUAUGGUUGGAGUCCAGAUAAAUCCUGUAUCAGGCUUGCCAUCUGGCUUUCAGGAUCUCCUCCAUUUUGUCUUAGACCACGUGGAAGAUAAAAAUGUGGAAGCUCUUCUUGAGGGAUUGCUAGAGGCUCGUGAGGAGCUUAGGCCUUUGCUUUUCAAACCAAACAACCGUCUAAAGGAUCUGUUGUUUUUGGACAUAGCCCUUGAUUCUACAGUUAGGACAGCGGUAGAAAGGGGAUAUGAAGAAUUGAAUAAUGCUAAUCCUGAGAAAAUCAUGUACUUCAUCUCCCUUGUUCUUGAAAAUCUCGCACUCUCAGUGGACGAUAAUGAAGAUCUAGUUUAUUGCUUGAAGGGAUGGAAUCAAGCUCUUUCAAUGUCCAAGGAUGGAGACAACCAUUGGGCUUUAUUUGCAAAAGCUGUGCUUGACAGAACCCGUCUUGCACUUGCAAGCAAAGCCGAGUGGUACCAUCACUUGUUGCAGCCAUCUGCAGAAUAUCUAGGAUCAACACUUGGGGUGGACCAAUGGGCUUUGAACAUAUUUACGGAAGAAAUUAUACGUGCUGGAUCAGCAGCUUCAUUAUCCUCACUUCUUAAUAGACUUGAUCCUGUGCUUCGGAAAACUGCAAAUCUAGGAAGUUGGCAGAUUAUCAGCCCAGUUGAAGCCGUUGGAUAUGUUGUUGUUGUGGAUGAGUUGCUUUCAGUUCAGAAUAAAACCUACAAGAAUCCCACGAUCUUAGUAGCAAAAUCUGUUAAAGGAGAGGAGGAAAUUCCUGAUGGUGCUGUUGCCCUGAUAACACCAGACAUGCCAGAUGUUCUUUCACAUGUUUCUGUUCGAGCAAGAAAUGGGAAGGUUUGCUUUGCUACAUGUUUUGAUCCCAAUAUAUUGGCUGACCUCCAAGCAAAGGAAGGAAGGAUUUUGCUCUUAAAGCCUACACCUUCAGACAUAAUCUAUAGUGAGGUGAACGAGAUUGAGCUCCAAAGUUCAAGUAACUUGGUAGAAGCUGAAACUUCAGCAACACUUAAGUUGGUGAGAAAGCAAUUCGGUGGUCGUUACGCAAUAUCAUCUGAUGAAUUCACGAGUGAAAUGGUUGGAGCUAAAUCCCGUAAUAUAGCAUAUCUGAAAGGGAAAGUGCCUUCCUGGGUGGGAAUUCCUACUUCUGUGGCUCUUCCAUUUGGAGUCUUUGAGAAAGUACUUUCAGACGAGAUAAAUCAGGGAGUGGUGAACAAGUUGCAAAUUCUGACGAAAAAACUAUCUGAAGGAGAGUUCAGUGCUCUCGGUGAAAUUCGCAGAACUGUUUUAGAACUUUUAGCGCCAGCUCAAUUGAUCAACGAGCUGAAAGAGAAGAUGCAGGGUUCUGGCAUGCCUUGGCCUGGUGAUGAAGGUCCAAAGCGGUGGGAACAAGCAUGGAUGGCCAUAAAAAAGGUGUGGGCUUCAAAAUGGAAUGAGAGAGCAUACUUCAGCACUAGGAAGGUGAAACUGGAUCAUGACUAUCUGUGCAUGGCUGUCCUUGUCCAGGAAAUAAUUAAUGCUGAUUAUGCAUUUGUCAUUCACACAACCAACCCAUCUUCUGGAGACUCCUCAGAAAUAUAUGCCGAGGUGGUCAGGGGCCUUGGAGAAACACUUGUUGGAGCUUAUCCAGGCCGUGCUUUGAGUUUUAUCUGCAAGAAAAAGGAUCUCAACUCUCCUCAAGUGUUAGGUUACCCAAGCAAACCAAUUGGCCUUUUCAUAAAAAGAUCUAUCAUCUUUCGAUCUGAUUCCAAUGGUGAAGAUUUGGAAGGUUAUGCCGGUGCUGGCCUCUAUGACAGUGUACCAAUGGACGAGGAGGAUGAAGUUGUAAUUGAUUACUCUUCCGACCCAUUGAUAACUGAUGGUAACUUCCGCCAGACAAUCCUGUCAAACAUUGCUCGUGCAGGAAAUGCUAUCGAGGAGCUAUAUGGCUCUCCUCAAGACAUCGAGGGUGUAGUGAGGGAUGGCAGGAUUUAUGUUGUUCAGACAAGACCCCAGAUGUGAUCAUAUUCAAGUUGUAGUCAGAUCUGUGAGAAUUACAUGUCAUGAAGUCGCCUUUAUAGUUGUACGUGAUCCAAACAUGACAUCCUGUUUACAUUAGCUAUUGGGUGAGAACUGAGGAGUAGGCAUUGCAAUAUGAGGAAUUAUAAGAAAAACUUUGUAAAAACUAAUUCGGUAUGUUAUAGGGAGCAGGUGUAGACAUUGUACCAUAUAAAGUAUACAUGCGUAAUUUAUUUGCAAAAUGCACUGAAUAAUAUAGCAACAAAGAAGAAAUCAUUUGGAUGGUUCCAA
Messenger RNA from Nicotiana tabacum (common tobacco), 4848 nucleotides. Lineage: Eukaryota; Viridiplantae; Streptophyta; Magnoliopsida; Solanales; Solanaceae. The record is from RefSeq and is a predicted model, not a curated record.